Messenger RNA from Tricharina praecox, 1653 nucleotides. Its product is annotated as Metallo-dependent phosphatase-like protein. Gene Ontology annotation, cellular component: cytoplasm; nucleus. The transcript is spliced from 3 exons. NCBI's taxonomy places the organism in Eukaryota, Fungi, Ascomycota, Pezizomycetes, Pezizales, Pyronemataceae. Bases 206 to 1363 code for a protein of 385 amino acids. The record is from RefSeq and is a predicted model, not a curated record. Gene Ontology annotation, molecular function: protein serine/threonine phosphatase activity. Gene Ontology annotation, biological process: double-strand break repair via homologous recombination; peptidyl-serine dephosphorylation.
CGACGCCAUCCCCACUUGCACUUAUCACCCACCGCCACUACUUUCAAAUUCCCAACCAACGCUACAACACCUCCACUCUGCCAUCUCCCACCACGUCGAUAGCAGCUGCUACUCUUCGCUGAGAAGUUUCACGCUCAUCUUCCCGAACUCCGCCCUCUUGUCACCUACCCCACAAACCUUUCAGGCUCCGCAAGUCUCAUUCGCCAUGAGCGACCUCGAUCGCUACAUUUCGCUUCUACGCGCAUGCAAACCCAUUCCCGAAGCCGACGUUCGGCAGCUAUGCUACAAGGCGCGCGAGCUCCUCAUCGAAGAAUCCAAUGUCCAGAUUGUCGACGCCCCCGUGACCAUCUGCGGCGACAUCCACGGGCAAUUCCACGACCUGAUGGAGCUGUUUCGCGUUGGUGGCGACGUGCCGGACACAAACUACCUGUUCAUGGGCGACUUCGUGGACCGCGGGUUCUACUCUCUCGAAUCGUUUCUCCUCCUCCUCAGUCUCAAGGUGCGGUACCCCGAUCGCAUCACCCUCAUUCGCGGCAACCACGAGUCGCGGCAAAUCACUACCGUCUACGGAUUCUACGACGAGUGCAUGCGCAAGUACGGCUCCGCAAACGUGUGGCGGUAUUGCUGCGAGGUGUUCGACUACCUAGCGCUCGGUGCAUUGGUGAUCGGUGCCGGCCCAGCCGUCGGCUCAGGCGACACCGAGUGUGAACAGGAGAUUGUGCAGACGAAUGGCGACGUGACGCGACUCCGGCGGAAUGGUCCCAGUUUGGUGAACGCGGAGGCGGCAAGGGAGAUGGCACAGGCACCGCAACAGAACUCCGGCGGUGCAAUUCUCUGUGUCCACGGUGGCCUGUCGCCCGUGAUUGCCAGCGUCGACUCGAUCAGACUGUUAGAUCGCAAACAGGAAGUGCCACACGAAGGUGCGAUGUGUGAUUUGCUAUGGUCCGAUCCAGACGAUAUCGACGGCUGGGGACUGUCUCCUCGUGGUGCGGGCUUCCUUUUCGGCGCGGAUAUCGUGAAACACUUUAACCAUGCCAACAACCUUUCAUUGAUCGCUCGUGCGCAUCAACUGGUCAUGGAGGGCUUCAAGGAGAUGUUCGAUUCGUCGAUAGUAACGGUGUGGUCGGCGCCCAACUACUGCUACCGCUGCGGCAACGUAGCCGCGAUACUGGAGCUGAACGAAGAGAACGGGCCCGUGCUGCGCAGUAGCGGUGAGCGAGGAGGCGGCACGGUGGGUGGUAUCGGCGGCGGCGGCAUAUCAGUCAAGGCGGGGCCUGGCCGGCGAUACCGCGUGUUCGAAGCAGCGCCGCAAGACUCCCGAGGAAUGCCGGCCAAGAAGCCGGUCGCGGAUUACUUUUUGUAAUGGGACGGUGACGGGUCACGACGACAUGAUGGAAUGUAGAUUUUUUCUCGGUUCGAUCUCUUUCUUUUCCGCAUUCUAUACCUGUGCCCUGCUCUGCUCUGAUUUGCGUGUUUCUUUUGAUUUCCUGAUGCUCUCUUCGAGGUUUGGAGAUUGGCAUUGGCAUGAUGGAAGCUUCUAUUUGUGUAUAAUAUUAUCCAGUCACGGAUAUCUGCAGAUUCCCAUGCCUGUGAACUUGGAGUGUCGCUAGCUAUUGUGGCUGAGACACCAAAGCAUACCCAUCACUAUCAGCC